Molecule: messenger RNA, 4421 nt
Organism: Peromyscus maniculatus bairdii (prairie deer mouse)
Lineage: Eukaryota; Metazoa; Chordata; Mammalia; Rodentia; Cricetidae
Source: RefSeq, a predicted model, not a curated record
AGCUGGUGUCCCCGAGGGUCAUUUCUCUCCAGACGCUGAAUGAGGAGGUGGCUAGACCCCCGCAGGUCUCACCAUGGCGGAACAGGAUGAUAUCUGCAACCCUAAGUGGGAGGCGCCACGGGACAAGAGCUCCGUGGAUUCGGCAUGGUCGUGGAUUCCAAUCAUGAGAGACCCUGGGUGGAUCCGAAACGUGUGGCCUUCCAACAUUAACGUCCAGACGAUGAAUUACGUGGGGCAGUUGGCCGGCCAGGUGUUUGUGACGGUGAAGGAGCUCUACAAGGGCCUGAACCCCGCCACGCUGUCGGGAUGCAUCGACAUCAUCGUGGUCCGCCAGCCCAACGGCAGCCUGCAGUGCUCCCCUUUCCACGUCCGCUUCGGGAAGAUGGGCGUCCUGCGGUCCCGGGAGAAAGUGGUGGACAUAGAGAUCAAUGGGGAGUCUGUGGAUUUGCACAUGAAGUUGGGAGACAAUGGAGAAGCAUUUUUUGUUCAAGAGACUGACAAUGACCAGGAAGUCAUCCCCAUGUACCUGGCCACGUCCCCCAUCCUGUCUGAAGGAGCUUCUCGCAUGGAAAGCCAGCUGAAAAGGAACUCCGUGGACAGAAUCCGGUGCCUGGAUCCCACCACGGCUGCCCAGGGCCUGCCCUCCAGCGACACUCCGUCCGCUGGUUCCCUGGGGAAGAAGAGAAGGAAGAGGAGGAGGAAGUCUCAGUUGGACAAUCUGAAAAGAGAUGAGAACGUCAACACAUCUGAGGAUGAGGACAUGUUUCCCAUAGAGAUGAGCUCCGAUGAGGACGCAGCCCCGACGGAUGGAGGAGGCAGAACUCUUCCUAAUGAUGUACCACCAUUCCAAGACGAUAUUCCCAAGGAGAACCUCCCCUCAAUAUCAUCGUACUCCCAGUCAGCAUCGUACCCCAAUUCAGACAGAGAGUGGUCCCCCAGCCCCAGCAGCCUGGUAGAUUGCCAGAGGACUCCCCCUCACCUCGCGGUGGUGGCCGAGGGAGUUCUUUCUAGCUCUUGCCCUCCACAGCCUUCCCACUUCCGUCCUCCGGAAAGCCCUUCAGGCUCCCGCCCCUCAACACCAAAGAGUGAUUCUGAGUUGGUGAGUAAGUCUGCGGACAGGUCGACACCGAAGAGUAACCUGGAAAUGCUCUGGCUUUGGGGCGAGUUGCCGCAGGCUGCAAAGACGUCUUCUCCACACAAGAUGAAGGACUCCAGUCCCUUAGGGAGCCGGAAGAUCCCCGAUAAAAUCCACUUCCAGGCCAUCCACAGUGAGUCUUCGGACACCUUUAGCGACCAGUCGCCGACCCUGGCCCCGGGGCCGCUGGUGCAGCCGCCGAGCAAGACUCAGACGGAAAUGCAGUUUGUGAACGAGGAGGACCUGGAGGCCUUGGGAGCCGCGGCCCCACCUCUACCCGUGGCCGAAGAGCUGAAGCCCCCGGCUGCCUGCACGACACAGGCAGCAAGCAAGACAGACUCCCCGUCCAGGAAGAAAGAUAAACGGAGUCGACACCUGGGAGCUGAUGGCGUUUACCUGGAUGACCUCACAGACAUGGACCCUGAAGUGGCAGCCCUGUAUUUCCCCAAGAACGGCGAUCCUGCGGGGCUCCCCAAACAAGCCUGCGACAAUGGAGCCAGGUCGGCCAACCAGUCCCCACAGUCCGUGGGCAGUUCGGGCGUCGACAGUGGUGUGGAGAGCACCUCGGAUGGCCUGAGGGACCUGCCCUCCAUAGCCAUCUCCCUCUGCGGUGGCCUCAGUGACCACCGGGACAUCACCAAAGAUGCAUUCUUGGAACAGGCUGUGUCGUACCAGCAGUUUGCUGACAACCCCGCUAUCAUCGAUGACCCCAAUCUCGUGGUCAAGAUUGGAAAUAAGUACUACAAUUGGACAACAGCAGCUCCUCUACUUCUGGCGAUGCAGGCUUUCCAGAAACCUUUGCCAAAGUCUUCGUGCCUCAGUUACCUUCACGUGAUUUUGGACGCCAUUAGGUUUUGCCUUUCUAAAAUUUUCAGUCCACCCACAGCCACUGUGGAAUCCAUCAUGAGGGAUAAGAUGCCCAAAAAAGGAGGCAGAUGGUGGUUUUCCUGGCGGGGAAGGAACGCCACAAUCAAGGAGGAAAGCAAGCCUGAGCAGUGCCUGCCAGGGACGGGCCACGGUACAGAAGAGCAGCUUUCACAGCUUGGUCUGGCCCCCAGAGUCAAGCACGAGUCGUCCUCCAGCGACGAAGAGCACUCGGCCGCCAAGCCGUCCAGCUCCAGCCACCUCUCCCUCCUGUCCAACGUCAGCUACAAAAAGACCCUGCGGCUCACGUCGGAGCAGCUGAAAAGCUUGAAGUUGAAGAAUGGCCCCAACGAUGUGGUUUUUAGCGUCACCACGCAGUACCAGGGCACCUGCCGCUGUGAAGGCACCAUCUACCUCUGGAACUGGGACGAUAAAGUGAUCAUCUCGGAUAUCGAUGGGACCAUCACCAGAUCGGAUACUCUUGGUCAUAUUUUGCCCACGCUGGGAAAGGAUUGGACCCACCAGGGCAUUGCAAAGCUGUAUCAUAAAGUAAGCCAGAACGGCUACAAGUUUCUCUACUGUUCGGCACGCGCCAUUGGGAUGGCAGACAUGACGAGGGGCUACCUGCACUGGGUCAAUGAGAGGGGCACGGUGCUGCCGCAGGGGCCCCUUCUGCUCAGCCCGAGCAGCCUCUUCUCUGCCUUACACAGAGAAGUGAUUGAAAAGAAGCCAGAAAAGUUCAAAGUCCAGUGUUUGACAGACAUCAAAAACCUGUUUUUCCCGAACACAGAACCCUUCUACGCUGCUUUUGGAAACCGCCCUGCCGAUGUGUAUUCCUACAAGCAAGUGGGAGUGUCCCUGAACAGGAUCUUCACUGUCAACCCCAAGGGCGAGCUGGUGCAGGAGCACGCCAAGACCAACAUCAGCUCCUAUGUGAGACUCUGUGAAGUGGUUGACCACGUCUUCCCGCUGCUGAAGAGAAGCCACUCCUCCGACUUCCCCUGUUCAGACACUUUCAGUAACUUCACCUUCUGGAGAGAACCGCUGCUACCCUUUGAGAACCAGGACGUACAUUCGGCCUCAGCCUGAUGCGACCAGGCAUUAAAGGAUAGGUUGUGGGACCCUGGAGCUGCUGGGAAGGCUGAUGUGCGGCCAUCCACCCGAGAGAGAAGCAUUUCUCCCUUGACCCGCCCGCCCCGGGGUGACAUUUCUGAGCGUGGAGGGUGGAUGCAGGCUGCACCUCAUCCCGUAUGUGUGCUACAUGAGGACGGGUUGCACUGGUAGUGUGCAAAGCAGUCCUCUGUCUGGGUUAACAUACAUAGUGCUGCACUCUCCAGCCCGGGGCCAGCCACUGGUUAAUGUGGUGACCCCUUAGCACAAGUGGGCCGGCCACCCGAGAGCUGUCCCAGCAUCAGUGUGCACCCCAGGAACUCGGAUGUGCACAACUGUUGGUAGCAUAAGGGGCGCAUUUCCACAGACAGUGACAUCUGUGCCGCCUUCCACACACAGGGAUGGGCUCUUUUCCGAGUCUGAGUGCUCUGAAGGGAAGGAGCCUGGGCCUUGCUAGGUCCCAGCCCUCAGGCUUUGACUUUAUAGACGUCCCCUCGCAGUAUGGCUGACUUAGUCUCACUGUAGGUGAUAAGCUCUUGAGUUGCUUUGGUCAAAGAUGGCCUGUGCCCCUGGUGCAUCUCCUCCCCAUCCUCACAGCUCAAGGCCGGGCUAUGUAUGCCUUAACACAUCUGCAGCAGCCGUUUGCUUAGAGCCCAGUGUCUGGUUCUCCCAACUGCGAUGCCUUACAUUAAAACCAUAGUCCCUACGGCAGCGUCUGCGGCGUCCUCCAUCUGCGUCCCACCGUGGCCAGCCAGGAAGCACCAAGGAGGACUGGAACGGCACUUAAGCCAAACAGGAAUGAUGCCGCUAAAGAAACCGGGUGAUUUUAAGAAACGCAGUUUCCAGAAGUUAAACGAUUUUCUUUGCAGAUAUUAUUUAUUACUUCAUUUCGCUGCUGUUGUGAGCACCCUGGCCAGAUCCUUAGGAAUGCAGCUGUCGUGAACACAUUAAAAGUCAAGUGUGCUAGACAAUCCAAAGAGCCUUAUUCUGUGUAUGUCACACACUGAUCUUCUGGAAUUUCCGAAUCAUUCGUUUUCCUUAGCUUUUUCCAUUCAGUCUAAGGGGGAAAAAAAUGUAAUUUGAGUGAUGUUCUUUAAGCUGAUAGAGGGUAGUUGUUGAACCGUCUCAGAGAACAAUGUGAAAAAUGAAAGAAGUAUUUUGGUAAAAAAGAUUUUGCUUUACUUUUGGAAGUUUUAUUUUUUUAAAGAGUGUUUUACUCCUGAAAGAUCUUCCUAUUUAAAUUUCAUUGUUUGAGUCAGAGGAGACAAAAAAAAAGAAAAAAAGAAAAAAAAAGAAAAAGAAAGAAAAAAGA